This is a messenger RNA of Wasmannia auropunctata (little fire ant), 1891 nucleotides long. RefSeq names its product CAP-Gly domain-containing linker protein 1-like. The transcript is spliced from 8 exons. The coding region runs from base 96 to 1808 and encodes 570 amino acids. NCBI's taxonomy places the organism in Eukaryota, Metazoa, Arthropoda, Insecta, Hymenoptera, Formicidae. The record is from RefSeq and is a predicted model, not a curated record.
AGAUCGUUCUAGGACUAGAAGAUCGGCGCAGUUCUAACGGACAUACGUGUACGUACAAUCGCAUCACACAAAAGUAAUUUUCGACGAAAAGAAAAAUGGAUAUAUAUAAUCAGGAGAGUCACGAUGAUCCCCAAUUUACAAAAGUACUAGAAACCUGUUUGAAUAUGGAAAUUGCGACGAUCAAGAGAAAUCUCGACGCCAGUACAGAGGAAAUAAAACAACUGAAAGUAACAAUGCGUAGCGAGCUUAACAGGAGGAAGGAACUUAAAGGAAAGAUGGCGCAGAUGAACAAUAUUAAAUUCAUAUUAACUGAGACUUUAAGAAAAUUGCGUAUAAAUAUCAGCGAAAUUUCGGAUACUAUAGAAACUAUGAAGGCAAAUGCCGACGAUCAAUACAAGCUGAUUCAACUGAGGUCGCAAGAGUAUCAGGACCUCGUUGCCGAAUAUAGGAAAACAUGGCAUGAAUAUCGUGCUGAGUACGAAGAAUUUCCAUCGGCGAAGGCCAGGAACGAGGCCAAGAUCAAAUUAGAAAAAGUGAAAAUUGAGUAUAUGGUCACGUCUUACAAGAAAACGGAGAUAAUAAAGAUUAUCAAACAGAGACGGCGCAUUAAUUGGAUUCGCAUGCGCUGCAAGAUAGUCGAUUUCGCCACCGUAAUGUCGGAACGUUUGAAAUUGGAAGAGAAACUUUCGAAUCUGAAAGUAAAUGUGAAAUAUCACAGAAGAGAAUUGCAGUCGAUUGAAUCGGAGCUGCAAGUAUUACGCAGGAAGGAGGAGGAUCAGAAAAAACAGAGGAAACAGAAAAUGCUGGAAAUGGCACCGCCGAAGAUCAAUAUACCGUUUCGAGAAUUAUACGCUCAAAAUCAAAUGCGCGCGAGAAUGCAGCAUCAGUGGAAGCAGGCUCACGAGCCCAGUGACGAUACCAUAUCCGUCAAUACCUUGUUCCUUGAAGAAUUAUGCAUAAACGAGAACGCUAUGGAGUUGCCCGAGGAAAUUAUAGAUAUAGAAGAGAUACACGACGAUGCUUGUAAACUUCCCGCGAUCGAAACGGAAAUGUCUAAUAUCAAAAAUACCGUCUCUUCGGAAAAAGAUGACGCGCGCGACGUUUCGGUAGCGAUGGAUGCGGAGCCAAGUGCUGAAAAAGUGAUGACUGUAACGACGGAAAACGACGUAGAAAUGAAAGAGACCCAUCACGAGAAGACACAGAAGUCGCAGGAGUCCGUUAGAACGCAACCAAGCUGCCGUAUAAAAGAGAGCCCGCUCAAGCAUAGCGCCGCCAAGAAUACGCAGGACGAAAUUGCGGCAAAAAGAAUCCGACUUCAAAGGCAGGAGAGUAAGGAGAGUAUCAAUAAAAUAACUACCAUUCUUCUACCGUCGACUGUGAAAGAGAAGGAUUUGAAAUCCACCCAUCCAUCUCCGCAUCCGUCGAUUCCACAGAUUAAAAAGAUAGAAACCGUAAAUUACAACAUUACGCAGUUAAUGCCGAUACCGAAACCCAUUCCCCUCCGCUCGACUGCCACCGCGAGCAGUAUGUUUUCGCCAAUGCGUUACGAAUAUUGCGAUAGCAACAUGAGUUCCUUGGAUCAGGAUUUUGUAUCAAAAGGUCAACCAUCGUUAUACGAGGGAUCGUUGUGUAAUUAUAGAUUAUCUCCAACUUCCAAUAUGUCCUUUUGCAUCGAGGAAAACGCGCGGAUGGCUUCUUUCACGAAAUCUCCUGCGCAACAGGAUAAUAAAAUAGAAUCUGACGACAAGACAUCGGCGUUCCAGUUUAGUGCUUUCGUGAAGAAGGCAAAGGAUAGUAAUUUAUUUUGAAGAGAGAAGAAAGGAAAAUUAUUUGAACUAUUUGGUUCUUAUAUAUAAUCCAACAUAAUUUCACUAAUGUGUUAAAAAAUUUU